UCAGACUUUUCCCAGUGGAGCUGGAGAAUGAGUUCAAUGAAAGCUGUCUGCUUGCAGUCUUAAAGGGCUGCAGGCAUUUGAAUUACUAUUUCUGCUGCUUCUGCUUGGCUCCCUUGGAGCGUUAAGCCAGAAACACUAUCAGGAGGGAUGGUGAGUGCAUGGGAUCAUCUCACAGAACAGGAGUGAUCCAUUAGUUUCUUCUCUAUCAACAGCUUGAGAGGAUCUACUGCACGCUUUGAAAGAAGCUAUGAUCAGGCUCAGUUCUGCAAAGCAAGGAAUGAGGAUCAUCCUGGCUGAAUAAAAGUUGUGGCUUCCUAGUCUGAGAUAAUGGUUUUGUCUGUCCCAGUGAUUGCUCUGGGAGCUACAUUGGGGACUGCUACUAGCCUCCUUGCCUUAUGUGGUCUUACCUGCUUCUGCAAAUAUAAGCGACCUGGGAAAGGAUCCUCGGACAAGGAACAGGAUCUGGAGACGGAAAAUGCCAAACCUAGCGUGCUUCAGGCACUCUAUCAGUUUAAUGUUGAGAAGACAGCAGAGCCAGUACAACCCCGGACAAUCCUCGGCUUUCCUCACAUCUAUGGCCCAAAGCCUGUUGUGACCACCUCAGAAAUUGUUAACUAUGUAGAUUACAACUUGAAGACAGUAGAAGAACCAAGCAAGGGAAAACCUGAAGCUCUGGAUAAGAAAAGGAUGACCAUACAAGUCAAUGAAGAGCUAUUUCUUCUCCCUCAAAAUGUUUUAGGUGGUGUGAAGGAUGUUUGUGUCACUGAGCACCUCAGUCCUGAAAGUGCUGCAGGCUGCAAUCAAGUCCCAGAACUUCAUUAUUGUCUGGGCUACAACCGACAGAAAGAAGCACUGUCCGUUGCUUUCCUUGAAGUUUUAUAUGGAACCACAUCAGGAGACCAAAACAAUGGAAGUGAUUGCUACAUCUUAGGCACUUUGGUGAGCAACUCUGGAACUAUAGAAGCCCAGACUGUGAUGAAGAAGAAGCAAAUCCAUGUUGUCUGGGAAGAAGCUCUACUGUUUCCAGUUAAGGAGAAGAUGCUGCCGGAGGGGACAUUAACCCUCACCUUGAGGAACUGUGACAAGUUCUCUAGACACAGCAUUAUUGGUGAAAUUAAACCAAAUCUGGCUUCUGUAGGGGAGCAAUAUGGACCAGUACAGUCUGAGAAAGUGAAAGUCCUUGACAAGGAACCAGACACAGGCUAUGGAGAAGUUCUGCUUUCUAUCAGCUAUUUGCCUGCUGCAAAUCGCCUGCUUGUGGUACUUAUAAAAGCAAAGAGCCUUCAUUCCAAACAGCUGAAAGAACUCAUUGGAAAAGAUAUAUCUGUCAAAGUGACACUGAAGCACCAGGCCUUGAAACUGAAAAAGAAGCAGACAAAGCAUGCAAAACACAAGAUCAACCCAGUAUGGAAUGAGAUGAUCAUGUUUGAGGUACCCCAUGAUCUGCUCUGUGCUUCAAGUGUAGAGCUGGAGAUGCUAAGCCAGGAUGCUGAUGGGCAGAACCGCUUACUGGGCAAGUGUAGCCUUGGUCUGCAUGCUGUGGGAACCGAGAGGAACCACUGGGAGGAAAUGCUGAGGAACCCCAGAAGGCAGAUUGCUAUGUGGCACCAACUUCACAUGUAGAUAACAAGGUGGAAAUGGUGAUCCUGUCAUGUUCAAUAACCUGGUCUCAGACCUAGAAAAAAAAAAGAGUUCUGUUUAACAUCCCAAACACGCAUACAUCAUGAAUUGAAUCCAUUCACGUGAUUAAGCACAAGUCUUGUUUAUUAAUACUGUUCUUAACUGUGUUUUACUAAAUGAAUAUUGUUGAAAUGGGCUAGUCAAAAUGGCAAAUAGUUCAUUGAGCCAUGAUAAUGAUCGGCGUGUUGGAUCAUUUCUUCAGCUUCUAUUUCUAGCCAUGCACAAAGGAUUAAUUUUAUUUUUUGCUACUUAAUAUCUGACUAAUAUUAUCAGAUAUAAUGAGUAAUUUCAUUCAAGAUUUUAAAAACACAAGCCCCAAUUGUGUUGGGCCCAGUAUUGUCCACUCAAUUGUGGCUAUCUUGGAAAGCUAUGAAAAACUAUGAUAUUAUUUACCUAGCAAUUUGUACCCUGUACAAUCAGCAGAUGGCUACCUCUAUUCUUAAAUGUUUUUGUUAAUGUAUACAGGGAUAUGUACCAUGUCAUCUAUGUAUGUGGCAAAGAGAAAGAGGACAUUUUUCUCUCUGAAUCUAUUUACAGUCUAUAGGCAGAGACAAGAUAAACAGCAGACCACCCACCCACCCCCCAAAAAUCCCAAGAAUGGGGCUAAACAAAAUAAUAUAAAUCACAGAUAAUUAAAAUGCAAAUUACUUAUAAAUAAGGUCCAAUUAGGUAUGAUAUUAAACUGCAUUAAUUUGAACAUUUCUGGUAUGCCAAUACAAGCAUGGGUGACAAUGUUUCAGGCUUUCCUUGGUUGCUGUUGACAUAGCUAGAGUAGCCUUAAAAAUAAGUGGAAUGGUGGGUAGAAUUGAAUUAUUCCUCUUCCUGAAGAAUUCUAACAAAAAAAAAAAAUACUUCAAAAGCUGAAUUUGCAUUUCAAUAGAAUCUCUCAUCAGGGCAUUCUGUCUGCCCGAGGCAAGUAGCAAAUGGUGUCCCCCUGUCCUAAUUAGUGUGUAGUAUCCUUCACAAUAAUAAAUCCAUUAUUUUGCCACCUUCAACAGAAAAUCGCCUCCCCACUUCUUUCCCAAUGUUCAAAAUGCAGUUGGAUGGAUCCAGAUUUAAGUCAUGCUUUUGAGUAAUUUAAUGAAUUUGAACCACACUAAAUUUAUUGGGUCUUUAAUAAUAAACUAAUAGUUUGCUGCAUUUUUACAAUGCUAAAUUCAAGUUGUCUAAGGAUGUUGCGCUUAAUGAUAUGUUUACAAAUGGAAGCCAAGGUCAGAACUAUCACUAAGCUAAAUUAAUUUUGAAUGUAUCACAGAAAGUGUUUAAGUGUUUCAUAGGAAAAAGGACUUUUGGAAGGGAUUUGAAGAGAGAUGGACUCAUAGAAGUGUUUCAAAGUGCAGGUUCCAGUAAGAAAGAAUAGCUUUAGUAAACAAUGGACCUAUUAAUAGCUGAGAGUGAUAAAUCUGGAUAAGCAAAGGCUACAGGUAAGAUGUGGUAGAAUUUGAAAAUCAAUAUGGAAGAACCCAAAAAUUUAUCUGGAUGAUAUUAAAAAUCUGAAUAAGCAUGUGCAGAAGUGAUAGGAGCAUUCUUUUAUUUUUUAUCUAUGAUGCUAAAACUUUCAUCCAGUUAAAGUUGGUAUUAAUUGUUCAGGUUUUUCUUGAACCUUCCAAGAAUGGAGAUUUGUUAAAGGAAAAUUAUAAUGUGACAGUCACUAAUUAAGAAUUUGUUCAUGCUUAUUAACAUAUAAGUAUUGGACUAUCUGAAAAAAAAACAUUUAGAAAAUAAGUAAUUUUUGCUUAUUUGGUGACAUUUUGAAUGUUCCCAAAUACACUAGAUCAGACAAAAAUCUCUGCAAUACACAUUGUUUUCAUAGCAGGAUAAUUAUAAUGAAGGGAAGAUUUGACCUCCCAAAUAUGUCUAAUUUUAAAAUACAAAUACAGAUACACUUUUUAUGCUAUUACUCAUCAUCAUGCUUUUACUAUUUUGUUGCCUUUUCUCCUUUCACAUGCAUGGAAUUUAAACAUUAGUGAAGGUCAUCAUUCAGAAUUAAAGCCUACAUCUACAUCUUCAUUAAUAUCAUUCAUUACAGGCAGUGCGGAAAGCAAGGGUGGAAUAUGGCCUCAAAUUGUUAUAUGUAAGCUGUCCAGGGUUGGAAAGGAGACAAGGAGUGGCUAGUCAUGUGUAAGACUCUUGUGUUUUUUGUUAUCCAAUCAUUAAUUUGCAUCCGACUCUUCCUGACCUGAUGGAUAUUAUUUCACCAUGAUAAUCUGUCAUCAAUUGCUCCUUUGAGUUCUUAUAAAUUGUGCUUGCAUCAUCAGUGAUAAUAUCUAGCCUCCUUGUCUUCUGUUGACUCUUUUUGAUUGAUUAAUUAUUUUUAAAUACUGGGGUCUUUUUAAAUGGUUUUUAACCUUCAUAUUAUGUGUUUGAAAAAUUUAAACUUUAACUUCAUUGUUAGUGCUUUCAUUGAGCAGUCUGCUUUUCACUUCAUCAACCACUGAAUAAUUUAUUUUUCUUGGGGUCAAAAUGUUCUCAAGAAUUUUGUUCACCACCAUAAUUCAAUGGCAGUACUUACAGUCAAGUGUUCUGACCUUUAAAGUUCUGUAAUGUAAUUCUCUUCAAUUUCAAUUGAUGCAAUAAAAGCUUUGGACCCAACUAUAUAUCUACUUUAAAUUAAGGCCAUUUAUGGUUAAAAAGAGAAAAAGAAAUGAGUAAUAUUCAGAUUUUUAUAAAUAACUGAUCUGGAUGUGAAUGUUUUAAGGGGUUUAGAGAAAUCUGUGGUUUGUAGGCUAGCAUCAGAAUCAAGUAAUCCCAAACAAUAUUUUUUUCAAUGUUACACAAUCAGUUCAAGCAAAGGAGUGGGAAAAAUAAUUAAAUGGAAUAAGCAUGUGAGAGGUAGAAGUAGUGAUUAGCACUCAGGGCAACCCAAAUUGCCUUAUCCAUUUCAGCUUCUUGUUAGUCUCCAAGUUUAGUUUUUUUUCCAUGCUGGGAAGCCCAAAUUUGAAAUGGAGGGCAAGUUGAACCACUGAAAUCUAAGAUUUUAUUCCCUUGCCACUUCUUAAAAUAUCAGUGUAAAUUAGGCUAAUUGCUAAAUUAUCUUAAAGGGAUUCAACAUGGAAUCUCUUAUUGUACUGCUUAGCUGUGAAAUAUUCCCAUGUUAGAUAAAUUCAACUGCAAAUUAAACUGGGAAAGUUGACAUUUUAGACCAAAUCAAUUCUAGGACCAAAAUCCUAGGAAAUUUCUGAAAGCUAGAUAUUUUGACAAAUCAGCCAUUUAUAGAGACAUAGAUAUAAGCCUUGUCUAUAUUCCAAUUAAAAAAUACAAUCAAAAGUCAAGGUGAAAAGCAAGCUGCCUUGAGCACACCCUCACUUGUAACUAUUGUCCAGAUAAUCAGUAACAACACCAAAUAAACCAUCAGUAACAAUAACACUAACAGUAUAACAAAGCUGAAAGGGAUGUUGGAAGUCUUCGUCCAACCCCCUUCUCAAGCAGGAGACCUUAUACCUGUGAUGGCGAACAUAUGGCACGCGUGCCAUAGGUGGCACGCAGAGCCAUAUUGGUGGGCACGCAAGCUCAGCUCCGGUGCACAUGCACAUGCUGGCCAGCUGAUUUUCGGGCCUUCUGGGCCCACUGGAAUUCGGCAAACAGGCCAUUUCUGGCCUUUGGAGGGUCUCCGGGGGGGAAGGCCAUUUUCACUCUCCCCAGGCUCCUAGAAAGUCUCUGUUGCCUGGGGAGGGCAAAAAAUGAGCCUACCGGGCCCACCAGGCCCACCAGGCCAUCACAUGCCAAAAACAGGGGAAGCACGGGGGGGGGGGUCGCACACACAUGCGCAGGGGCGGGGCACAUAGAAUUAUGAGUGUGGGCACACGAGUGCACAACCCCCCCAUGCUCCCCCCACUUUUGGCACACAAUGGCAAAAAGGUUAGCCAUCACUGCCCUAUACCAUUCUGGACAGAUGGCUGUCUAAACGCUUCAUAAAAACUCCCAGAGAUAGACUUUUUUGUUUUUUUCUUUGAAGAUGUUUUGCUUCUCAUCCAAGAAGCUUCUUCCAAUGAUGGUGCAUCCACAACUUCUGAAGGCAAGCCAUUCCACUGGUUAAUUGUUCUCACUGUCAGGAAAUUUCUCCUUAGUUCUGGGUUAGAUCACUAUUUGCUCUAUUUGUUUCCAAACAUUCUAUAUAUUUAUUUAUUUAUUUUGUCAAGCAUGUAUUAGAUAACAGAUAUAAGUAUAAACAUAAUUAUGAAUACAUGAAAUGGAUAUGAAUAGAAGAAAACAUUAGGACAGGGAUGGUAGGCAUGCUGGUGUGCUUUUGCACGCCCCUUAAAGACCUCUUAGAAAUGGGAUGAGGUCAACAGUAGACAAUCUAAGGGUAAAGUUUUGGGGGUUUGGGGAAGAAACCACAGAGUCAGGUAGUGCAUUCCAGGCAUUAAUAACUCUGUUACUGAAGUUGUAUUUUCUGCAAUCAAGUUUGGCACAGUUUACCAUAAGUUUGUAUCUGUUAUAUGAUCGUGUAUUGUUGCGGUUGAAGCUGAAGUAUUCAUUGACAGGUAGGACAUUGUGGCAGAUAAUUUUAUGUACUAUGCUUAGGUCGGACCAAAGAUGGUGAAGUUCUAAGUUGUUUAAGCCCAAAAUUUCAAGUCUGGUGGCAUAAGGUAUUCUGUUGCGAGCAGAGGAGUGAAGAACACUUUUGUGAAAUAUCUCUGGACUCGUUCAAUUGUAUUAAUGUGCAAUAUGCAGCACGGGUUCCAGACAGAUGAGCUGUAUUCAAGAAUUGGUCUAGCAAAAAUUUUGUAUGCCCUAGUUUGCAGUUCAGUAUUACCGGAGAAGAAGCUAUGCAAGAUUAGGUUAAUAACUUUUAAUGCCUUUUUGGCAAUGCUCUUACAGUGAGCUCUGACACUUAGAUCAUUUGAGAUGAGUAUUCCAAGGUCCUUGACAGAGUGAGAGUUGUCUACGAGGUUGUAUCCACCCAGCUUGUAUUUUGUGUUUUGAUUUUUUUUUGCCAAUGUGUAAGACAGAACAUUUGUUGGUUGAGAUUUGGAGUUGCCAAUUGUUUGACCAUUGUGACAGAUAGUCGAGGUCUUUUUGUAGAGUAGCAGCAUUGUCGGUGGUGUUGAAUAGUUUUACAUCAUCAGCGAAGAGAAUGCAGUUGCUUAUAAUAUGAUCACAAAGGUUGUUUAUGUAAAGUAUAAAGAGUGUGGGCCCUAAAAUGCUUCCUUGGGGGACACUGCUGUUAACAGAUGCAGGGUUUGAUAGGGUGUUCCCUAUUUUGACUACUUGUUGCCUGUUUGAUAGGAACGCAGCUAUCCACUUAUGCAGGGAUCCGGAAAUGCCAUAAGAUUUUAGUUUUAGAAGUAGUUUGUCAUGUACUACUGAAUCAAAGGCUUUACAGAAGUCUAUAUAAAUUGUGUCUAUUGCUUUAGCCUGGGUCAAGUUGUGAAGUCCAAAUGUUUUUGCAAUGUAAAAGUUGCAGAUUGCAGUACAAUUUUUUUUCUGAAGCCCAACUGUUUGUUAGAGGUUGUUUGUCUCUAAGUAGAGGUAAUGGAUUAGUUUAUGAUUGAUUCCAUGACUUUGCAUGUGACGUCACAUAAUGAGAUUGGUCUGUAAUUUUCAAUUAGGCAGGGGUCACCCUUUUUGAAGAUAGGGAUGACUGUGGCUAGUUACCAUAAGUCAGGCAAGGAGCUGGUUCUUGUCAUGUCCUCAGGUUCUUUGGAGAAUAUGUUGACACUCUCCUCUCUGUGACAGCCCCUCAAAUAUUGGAGAACUGCUAUCAACUCAUCCCUAAUCCUUCUCUUCUUUGACUAGAUAUACCCAGUUCCUGCAACUAUUCAUCAGAUGUUUUAUCCUCCAAUUCCCUAAUCAUCUUUGAGCGGUUCUCUGCACUCUUUCUAGAGUUUCAAUAUCUUUUUUUGUAUCCUGGUGACCAACACUGAAUGCAGUAUUUCAAGAGUGGUCUUAUCAAUGCAGUUGAUAAGUAGUUCUAACAGUUCAUGUGAGCUUGAUACUAUCCCUCUGUUGAUGCAAUCUAGAACUGCAUCGGCUUUUUUGGCAGCUAUAGCACACUGCUAGCUCAUACUUCAGUGGUUGUUCACUAAAACUCCUAGAUCCCUCACAGCUACUGCUGUUGAGCCAGGUACCAUUAUUCUAUACCUGUGCAUCUGUUUUUUUUCUGCCUCACUCUUCUCACCACUGAAUUGCCCAGUGUUCUGGAUCUUGAGCCUAUCUUUUAAAGUGUUGGUUAUUCCCCCCCCCCAACUUGAUGUUGUCUCCAAAUUCGAUGAGUUCCCUUUCUAUUACCAUAUCUAAAUUGUUUAUGAAAAUGUUGAAGAGUACUGAGCCUAAGAAAGAACCUUGGAAUACCCGACUGCAUGCUUCCCUCCAUGAUCCCUCCACUGAGGAUUACAUGUCUAAUGUGUUUGAUCAGCCAGUUACAAAUCCAUCUAGUGGGUGUUGUCUAUCCCACAUUUUUCUAUUUUACUAAAAAGUAAGCUGUGGUCUAUAUUGUCAAACACCUUACUGAACUCCAAGUAUAAAAUAUCCACAGCAUUCAGGAAAUGCUGAAUCAGGGAACAAACAAUACCCUAAUCAGGGAAGAAACCAAGAUUAGCAGGGCAAGCUGCUAUAUAUAAAUAAUUGGCAAAUCCUUUGUUGAUAUUACCUAGCCUGGCAAUGAAAUGUUUUCAGGAAAACAUACAGGCUCAGAGAAUACCAAGAACCCAAUGAAUGAAUAAUAGGGUAAUAGAGCUCAAAAAAAUAAUCACCGUUCCAAAACCCCAACACAGAAUGCCACAUAAUUGCAAGACAGCCUACAAGAUAAUGAUACUAAUGAGAAUUAAAGCCAUGCAGGAAUAAUUAGAGAAUCUUAACUUAUAUUAAUUAUUAAAUACACAGAAGCUAGUAUAUGAUAUUUAUGGGAGGCAGUGAGGUUGAAUAUCUAAAAUUUGCCAGAUGAAUGAGUCAUUUUAAUCCCUGAUUUUAAAUUGCACCAAAAGGACACUCAGGAAUUUGUUGUUGUUGUUGUUAUUGUUAAAUUAAAUCUCCAUGGCCAACCAUGUCAUCUGAACUGCUGCUUAGAAUUUUCAAUGACCUCCUUCUUCCCAAGAUUUAAAUAAUGUACUAGGGAGACCCUAUGGAAAUGGGGAUGCUACGGAAAUAUUGCAUCUGUCAUUGUUCUGUUCUCCCCCAAUCCCCCAGAACAUAGGGCAGAUACAGACUAGGUGGUUAAGGGUCUCUUAAAUCUGCAGUCCUUUGUUGUGUGCUAUAGAUUUUUUUCAGUGCUUUUGGAAAUAAAGGAGGAGUAGGGGAAUAGUACAGGAAAUGAUGGCCUCCCAGACUUCUUCAUACCAGCUGGUACAGUGUCUUCUUCUUUGGGAGAAUUGUAAAGGUAAGCGAUAAACAGCAAUCCAACCAGCUGGGUUGUACAUAGAUGUGCACAAAGUGCAUCAAAUGACUCUGAAGGGAUAGCUGAAUAAUUCAUUUCCUAUGAACAGGACUAGAAUCUAGGACUUGAUGAGUUCAUAUUAGUUAUAACAGAGAAAUAUUCCUGAAUGUUUCUUGCAUUGGUUGAAAAUACACAUACAAUUAAGAGCCAUGGUAGCACAGUGGUGAGAAUGCAGUAUUGCAGGCUAACUCACUGCUCAUCCAACAGUUUGAUCCUAACCGGCUCAAGGUUGACUCAGCCUUCCAUCUUUCCAAGGUCAAUAAAAUGAGGACCCAAUAUGUUGGAGGCAAUAAACUACCUAGAAAGGGCUGUAUGAAGCAGUAUAUAAGUAAGUGCUAUUGCUAUUGCUAUAAUUUUGCUAUACUUCUUUUAAUUUUUUUUCAGGGCCUAUACAUAUAUAUUUAUGGUGUGUGCAUGUGCAUAUUUAUAAUAUUAAUUAUAACUAACAUAAUAUCAUUAAUAGUAAGUUACUGAUGUCAUUUAUACCACCAUUAAGUGCCAAUGAGAGAAUUUGCAAAGUAUGUACAUACAUAUGCAUGCACCAGCAAAAUCCACUGUAAACAAAUUACUUGCUCUACAGAGGCAGUGAGUUACUCUUGGCAGCUCACAAGCAAUUGAAUUGGGUUGCUUAGGCUCUUGCAUUUGAACCUGGCAAGAUGAUCUCAGAUUAGUCUGUGCCAAGGGAGUCCAAAGAAGCUGAUUCCUGGCAUGGAAUUCCUGUGGCAUGGACCAGUUAGGAAUUAGCUUGCCAGGAUGACAUACUGUGCAGUACAUACAGAGUAGUCAGUCCUUGUUUAGUUGCUUGCGAGGUACACAACAAAGCAGCACACGCUGCCUCUGCAGAUGCCAGCCACAGCUGCUGGAGCAGGGCCGGAUUUUCCUAUAGGCUAACUAGGCUUCAGCCUAGGGCCUCAAGAUCAAGAGGGGCCUACAUUCAAAUUGUUAGCAAAAUUAAAAUUACACUUUCACUAUAGGUGAAAGGGCCUCAUAAGUGGAAUAGCCUAGGGCCUCUUUUCAUCUAAAUCCGGCCCUGUGCUGGAGGAACAUAAAAAAAACGUAAUCUAUGACCAACCCUCCCAAAAGGGUUCAUCACUGCUCAUCACUGCUUCAUAGAGACCAGCCAUGAAAGCUUACACCCAUAUUCUGUAUUAUUUGCUUCUAUAGUUAAUCAUCACUUGCCUUUGUGGAUGGAAGAAACACCUCGUGCCUUUUUUCUUCUGCAUGUUUAUAUUUUUUAAAAAACUAACACAAGAUAAUUGCAGUCACCAAUUCCAAUAGAAUUAUGCUUUAAUUUGCAUUCCUGUAGAACUAUGGAUUUUAAAAAAAUUGCUCAUUUAUUACAGAAUUCUAAGAAAUGGGAGCGGGUGGGAAUUAAUUUGAAGACACAAACAUUGUUACAGCAGCUUUCACUGGAGCUUUGAUCCUUUCAAUAAGGAAAAGAAAACAAGAAAAAAUUUAGAUAACUCAUAUAAUUUGGAAAGACGUAUUAAGGCUUAGUGUUCCUAUUUAUAUAUUCUUGCCUGACUGAGCUGCUCCUCUGGAAGCUUGAUGCUGCAUACAGUAAAUUCUUCACUCAAUAAUGCUGUAUAAUGAUUCUGUGCCAUCUCUUUGUUGUCUUAGCUAGGAGCAUUAAAACAAGACUUUAAUUGGCCUCAUUAAUCUGAUUUCAAGAAGAAAUGUAUAAAACAUUCCCUAAAAAAAUGAAUAUGGAAUUGAAUCCAAAUAGGUUGACUAGUUGUUUGCCUUUUAAUUUCUUUAAAAAGCAGGUCAGUUAUGUAACUCAGUAUGCUGUAAAAGAUUCUGAGUUGAAGAAAUAAGAUAAAGUCUAGAAGUCCUUACCAAAAAAGAAAAGGCUGUAUCUGGAAUUGAUAGGGAUAGAGGAUAGGGAAAUAAGAAAGGAAAUGAAAUAAUCUAAAUUCUAUUCAUCUGCUUCAUUCAGGUAGGAAAUUUCAUUGAAAAAUUGUCCGACAGACAAUCAUUAAGGGAUGUUUAGGGAAACAUUCUAGACCCUAUACUACAUAAUACUAAAACUUUUGUGUCUAUUUGAUACUUUGUAAUCUUCAGUUGGGUGAAAUGCUGAAUCACAGAGCCAAACUUUGUCAACAAAGGUGUCUCAUUUGGAUUAAUUUACAGAAUGCCAGUACCAUUAUACCUAAAAGAAUGACAUUUGGGGAUUUUAUUUUAUUUUUUGCCAUUUUCAGUGCUGUUGGGCUGCUGUAGUUUAGUGCCACCACCACAUUGCCAUAGUCAGCUGUGGCCACAUGAUUCUCAUUUUCAACAUUCCCUGACAGAUUCCACAAGUCAAUGGGGAACCCAGAAGGAACUGAUAUGCUUACCGAUACUCCUGGCCACCUUCUAACUAGCAAAGUCUAUACUUGUGGGAAGCUUGCAGGGAGAAAGUCAAUAGAAAAAUGGUGCAAUGUUCACCAAUCCUUCUGCACUUGCACUACACUGGCCAUUUGUAUGCUGCCUUGCCACUAACCUGUCUGUGGAAAGGAAAGGAAAGGGAACAGGGAGGGAGGGAGGGAUGCAAGAGAAGGAAGGAAAAAAGGAGGGACGGAGAGAGGAAAGGAAGGGAGAGAGGGAUGGAGGAAAGAAAUAAGAGGAAAGAAGGAAGGAAGGAAGGAAGGAAGGAAAGAAGGAAAGAAGGAAAGAAGGAAAGAAGGGAGGGGGCAAUAGGGAGGAGAGGGAAAAGGAAAAGCAGAUUUCUGAUGUUCACUGCCAGCUUCCAUGAGGAAAGUCAAUGGGGAAACCAACAAGAAGUUGUUCUGAUUACAGUACUUGUCUAUCCUUGGUCAACUGUUUGCCUGCUUAGGUAAAGAAAUAUUUCUGAAACAAUAACUCAAUGAAUCAUGGGUUAUCUAGUCAUAAUUAAAGUUCUCAAUUUCCUUAAUAUGUAUUGCAUAGCCUUUUGCAGUUUUCAUAACUGCACUGUUGGGGCAACUAAGUAAAACUGUGUCAAAUUCAUAUAAUAGCAAACGGCCAAGGACUAUUGCUAUGACUGAUAUAAAACUUGCAUUUUUUAAGAUAAUGAUAGCAAUUUAGCAUCACUACUUGUGAUGUUAUUUUCCAUCAUGAGUUCUACAAUAUUCUUAAAAGAAAUUCAAUGACAUUUUCAAAAGUGGAAUAUUAUCAUUAGGGAAUGAAAAGGCUAAUCGUAGGGAACAUCUGAAACGGUCACCAAAACAUGGGUAUAUAGUAUUUCCAUCCCCCUUCCUUCCAAGUCCUUUAAAUGACCUUAGCACCUUGGAUGCUAGCUAUGAGCUCUUUGAUAAAAUUUAUUAUUCAUUCCUUUCAUGGCAAAUAGUUUUACAGUUUACUGCUGAGAGAUCCUGAGUUUAUGCUCCUUAUUUAAUACCUCGUGGUAUCCUGUUCCAGCUAAGAACUUCCUUCCUUCCCUUGUAAACUGCUUGCUCUGAUUAUUGACAGUGAUUAGAUUUACAGCCAACAUUAUGGUAUGGCUUCUAUAAGACCAAUUGAAGUCAUCUGUACUAGUGAAGUCUCUUGUGUUUGUGGUUUGCAAUAUAUAAGGUACUUAUUCUCUUCCUGUGUUGUAUAAUACAGUAAGUUUAUUUCCAUCAAUGACAACAAGGGCAUGAUGCAGAAUAUGCUGCUGUAGCAACAAGGAAGAAAUAGACAACAGUUGGAAUCUAUAGAAGAGAGAAAAGUCCAGUUUGAUCAUAUUUAUCAGUCCAGGUUACUUUUAUUAAGGCCGCCAGGUGACAUUGCUACAUAUACAUUUUUGACUGGGAGAUGUCUGAAGAUAUCUGAUUUCAGAAUUUAAAAAAAAACUGCUUUUAAAACUGCUUUAAAAAAAACUAUUAAAGAAGCAUGAAGAAUUGAUUAUUUUAAAAGGUACAUAACCCUUGAUACAUAUCUCAAGGCCACAAGCUAAGAAAAUAACAGAGAAACAUGUAGUAGAGUGGCUCAGAAGCAAUAUUUCACUUUGACAUAAUAUUUUAAAAUGGUAUUGUUAUUGUACAAAAUGAAGUAUCUGUUGUUGUUAUUGUGACUACUGUUUAAAGCACAAAAUAAAAUAUAAGACUUGGCAUCUACUAUCAUGGCACAUAAGAAAAUAAAGCUACUAUUAAUCAUAAAAUACAGAUUGAAUUGUAUUGCUUAUUAUAUCACAUUUGUUUUAAAUUGGAAAAACUACAUUUUAAUAAGGCAGUUGAUCAUUUCAUUUUAUGGCUAAAGUUCAUAAAACAUAAUUCACUGAAAUGUCUCAGAUAAAUGACACUAGAGCAACUUUCAAUCAUUGGAUUUCAACUUCAUUUCUACCACUGAGGGUAUAUCUGUGCUUACCAUUUAGUUGUUCUGUUCUUGCUCAUGUCAGCUUGAUUUUUAAGUGUCCAGAUUGGAAAAACUCUGGCAAUAUCUUUCAUAUUAAGUACGGAGUGCAGGUUAUCAUAUUGCCCCAUUAUACAAUUUUCACAUUGCUAUACUCUCCAUGUUUUUCUUUCAAUAAAAUGGUUGCCAAUAA
Pantherophis guttatus is the source of this 13538-nucleotide messenger RNA. It is a transcript of the gene SYT13, whose product is annotated as synaptotagmin 13. Lineage: Eukaryota; Metazoa; Chordata; Lepidosauria; Squamata; Colubridae. Gene Ontology annotation, molecular function: clathrin binding; calcium-dependent phospholipid binding; calcium ion binding. Gene Ontology annotation, biological process: synaptic vesicle endocytosis; calcium ion-regulated exocytosis of neurotransmitter. The record is from RefSeq and is a predicted model, not a curated record. Gene Ontology annotation, cellular component: synaptic vesicle membrane; axon; exocytic vesicle.